Messenger RNA from Carassius gibelio (silver crucian carp), 2488 nucleotides. RefSeq names its product vesicle-trafficking protein SEC22a. The transcript has 7 exons. Bases 194 to 1105 code for a protein of 303 amino acids. Lineage: Eukaryota; Metazoa; Chordata; Actinopteri; Cypriniformes; Cyprinidae. The record is from RefSeq and is a predicted model, not a curated record. Gene Ontology annotation, biological process: endoplasmic reticulum to Golgi vesicle-mediated transport.
GAACUACGACGAAGAUAGACGAAACUGGCCGAAGCUGUAUAUCCAACGUGAGCAGAAGCAUCUGCUAUGAGACCUGAAGGAAGAGCUCUGCGAUCACGAUAGUAUAUAAGCAAAGCAUCUUAAAAAGGAUUAUAAUGUCUUAAUAUAUUUAAAACGGCUCAUGUCAGUGGGUGUCCACUGAGCUGCCUGUAAGAUGUCUCUGGUGCUGUUUGCGUCUGUGGUGAGAGUGAGGGACGGUCUACCACUCUCAGCCUCCACAGACUAUGAACAGGAUAAAGGAUUUCAGGAGACUACGAAACAUCUCAAGGGUCUAUCCAAAAAACUCGGCCAGUUUCCUGAUCGCUGCUCACUCAGAUCUGGCCUUUAUAACAUCAAUUUCACAAGCUCUCUUGGAGUCGGGUACCUGAUGGUUUGCACAGAAAGCUAUCCCAAUGUCCUGGCCUUCAGCUUCCUGGACGAGCUUCAGAGAGAGUUCAUUGUCACGUAUGACACCAAGAGGAUCAACAGCGCUUUGAGGCCUUUCUCUUUCAUUGAGUUUGAUAACUUCAUUCGGAAAACCAAGCAACGUUACAACAGCCCACGUUCCCUCUCCACCAAGAUUAAUCUGGCCGACAUGCAGACUGAGUUCAAGCUCCGACCUCCUUAUCAGCUGUCCGCCGAAGACAUUGGAACAAUCAACGGCUUCUCACAACAAAAGCAGUCUAAAUAUAAAGGCAUAGCUCCUAAUCAAAUGUUGGAGGCCAUCACCCUGUCUGGUCUCGUCGCCUGCGUCCUAAGUGUCCUGUGCGGCGCUCUUAAUUUGCUGCGGGGAGUCCACGCAAUAGAAAGUGUAUUGCAGAACGAGGAUGAAGACUUUAAUUACGUAGUUGCUUUUUUCCUCGGAACCGUGGCCUGUGUGUAUCAGUGUUACUUGUUCGCCUACUUCUCAAUUUGGAGGAACAUCAAGUCAUUCCUGGCCUUUGCUAUGAUCUGCCUAUGUAACAUGUAUCUGUAUGAACUGCGUAACAUGUGGCAGAUCCUUUUUCACGUGACGGUGGGAGCAUUCAUCACUCUGCAGAUCCACCUGAGACAACCACAGGGCAAAUCACCUGACUACAACGUUUGACCCCCUUGAACACUUUUAAGACUACGUAAUGUAGCCCAACAUGGCAACCCCAACCUGUUCCCACCACAUCGAAGGACCAAAGAACUAUGGAUUGUGAAGCAGGUUUUACUAAAUAUUUUGCUAUUGUUCAAGAAACAUCCGGUCGAGGUCACAGAUGAGAAACUGGUGUUCUUGUUGACGCGAAAGGAUCAUAACCGAGAAUUCAUAAGCGCACAGUAUUAGAUUCACGCAUUAAAUAUUGAAGGAAGCAUUAACAGAUGAAUCAGAUGUGCACAGUUAAUAUAUUUCACAAUAGGAAGGAAUUGUUUUUUGUUUAAUUGACAUCAGGGCUUAAAGGGACCGCUCAUCCAGAAAUGAAAAUUCUUACAUAUCUUGAACAAUGGCUUGAACAUGGAUGGUGAACAGGGUCUGUCGAAAAUAAAAAAAAUAAUAAAUUCUGAAAAAAGCAUCAAAAUAGCAAAUAAAUAAUUAUUAUUUACACACAGAUGCAUAUUUUUUAUAGGAUUGUUUCAAUACCAAAUCAAAAGUGUAUAUAUAACUUUUUCUCUUUUUUUUUUUUUGUAAUUUGCAAUGCUUCAUUUGUCUUUUUGUCUUAUUUUCAAAUAGUUUUUUGCUACAAAUUGAAGUUUGUAAUGAUUCAAUUCACCGAUAACUGAUGACGUUUUUUUUUUUUCAAAAAUGAAAUAAAUUAAUUGAAAAAUACUUUUGCUGCACCUUAACUGUGUGUAAGAAACCAAUCAAAAUGUAAGUUAUUAUUCACUAGUUUAGUAGUUCAUUAUAAAAAAAAAAAAACCUCUUGCUUGACCGUUGUAAUAAUUCAUAUUUUAUUACAGUAAAUCACAGCUUAUACCAUCAUCAAAACAUUUCCUUUCGUGUUCCACUGAAUAAAGAAAUCAUUAAAACUUUUCAUUCUUGGGUGAACUUGUCCUUUGAGAUGUCAUUUUAGAAUUUUUUGAUGUAUUGUAUGACGCUUUCUCUAUUGUGAUUGUUAAAGCCAAUUCAUAUGCAAGACUUUUUAUAGCUGCCUUUUUAAAAGAAUUGACCGUGCUGGAUUUUCACUCCUUUCUGCAAAAUCAGACUUUGGUGAUUUUAUUUUGUCAUAUGCUUUCAUCGAUGCCUAAUUUGGGUGUCACUGUGUUUGUGGUCAUUAGUCAGACGUCUCUGCUCUGAAAGCAGAAUCAGAUGUGUUAUUUAUCAAUCGUGUCUAUGCUGCCUGCAGGUGUGCUUCCUGCAAAUUAAUGUGGUUGGCUAAGAGAAAUGGAAUCACACUAAUAGACAGACUCUGUUUUUUACCCCCUCAUUGUUUGCUGCCUUUUGUCAACGGGUCUGUUCAGUGACUGUUGAGUGGUAUAAAUGAGUUCUGUUUUAUUCUGUUUCUGUUCA